Messenger RNA from Larimichthys crocea (large yellow croaker), 3711 nucleotides. Its product is annotated as choline transporter-like protein 2. Gene Ontology annotation, biological process: transmembrane transport. The transcript is spliced from 22 exons. Gene Ontology annotation, cellular component: membrane. The record is from RefSeq and is a predicted model, not a curated record. NCBI's taxonomy places the organism in Eukaryota, Metazoa, Chordata, Actinopteri, Sciaenidae. Gene Ontology annotation, molecular function: transmembrane transporter activity. The coding region runs from base 491 to 2680 and encodes 729 amino acids.
AGGCAUGCGGUGUCUCUUUGUUUUCACCCAGCACACGUUUCUGAUUACAUCUGUGCAACUUUAGUUUACUUUUCUCCAUGUACAGCAGCAGUCCCCACCCUCAUUCACAUGUCCACGCCUUUUCUCACAGGCUUCCUGUAGAUUAGUGCACUCGCCUGUUUGCAUGGCAUAUUUGAGACAGAAGCAGAGUGGAAGAGCAGACAGACAGACUUUUGGGAGUGGGUGGAGACAGUGGGAGAUGCACAGGUGUGGGCACAGAUUGGAAAGAGGCAGUUGUUUCAGCAUAAACAGAAGGGAAACCUGAUGUGGAGCGUUGCUGGCUCAAAGCUAUUGAGGGACAGGUUGGACUGGUUUCUCCCAUCACAAUACCUGAGCUUCCCCCGCGAUCACUCACUCACACUGGCCGAGAGAGAAGAAGAAGUCAACCAGAUAGAGUAGGAAAAGGGUUGUCUGUACAUUUCAACAUUUGGCCCCAAAAAGGAAUCUCAACAUGCCAGAGGAUGGAGAAUUUUAUGGAAAGCAUGGCGAGCCAAGGAAGUAUGAUCCGACCUUUAAGGGCCCCAUCCAGAACAGGGGCUGCACAGACAUCGUGUGCUGCAUCCUCUUCAUUAUUGCCAUUCUGGCUUAUAUUGCAGUGGGAAUACUCGCCUGGUCCCAAGGCGACCCCAGGAAGGUGAUCUAUCCCACAGACAGCAGAGGGCAGUUCUGUGGGCAGGCUGGCACACCACUUGAGAACAAGCGAAUGUUGUUCUACUUCAACAUCAUGAAGUGUGCCAGCCCCAUGGUGCUGCUGGAGUUCCAGUGCCCAACCACACAGAUGUGUGUGGAGAAGUGCCCUGAAAAGUUCAUGACGUUACUGAAAGCCUACACCAGCAGAACUGACUUUGACUACUACAAGCAGUUCUGCAAAGAAGGUGUGACAAGUUCAAUGGGUGUACCAGAAAUUCUCAAGUUGGGUCUCUGUCCUGCCAUGCUGACUCCCAGCAAACCAUUCACUCGUAGGUGUUUCCCAGCUUUGGGCCAGACUGGAGGGGUGAUAACUGUUGGUAACAACUCUCACUUUGAUGACGGAAGCGGAAACAUGAGAGAUGCUAAGGAUCUUGUGGAUGGAGUCAAGAAUGCCACUGUGGUUAUUGAGGCUCGUCAGGUGGCCAUGAAAAUCUUUGAGGAUUACACACAAUCCUGGUACUGGAUCCUGAUUGGGUUGGUUAUUGCUAUGCUCACCAGCCUACUCUUCAUCGUCCUUCUGCGCUUCCUGGCUGGGAUCAUGGUCUGGAUCAUGAUUGCCUUGGUGAUCCUGGUCAUAGCAUACGGUAUCUUCCACUGCUACAUGGAGUAUGCUGCCCUGAAAGGAGAACCAGGCUCUGAUGUGACUCUGCAGCAACUGGGCUUCCAGACAGACUUCACAGUCUACCUGCAGAUCAGACAAACUUGGCUGGCCUUCAUGAUUAUCCUGGCCAUUAUGGAGGUCAUCAUCAUCCUGCUCCUCAUCUUCCUCAGGAAGAGGAUCUGCAUUGCCGUCGCUCUCAUCAAAGAGGCGAGCAGAGCCAUCGGCCAUGUGAUGUCUUCCCUUUUCUACCCACUGUUCACUUUCCUGCUCCUGGCCAUGGUCAUCGCCUACUGGGCCGUUACUGCUGUCUUCCUGUCUACCUCUAAUGAACCUAUCUACAAAGUCUUCAAUGAGACAGCCUGCGACCACUCAAGAGCCACGUGUGACCCAGCUAACUACACGACCAGUCUAAUGAAAAAGGAGUGUCCUCAGUCCGAGUGCCUUUUUGCCUUCUAUGGUGGAGAGACGGUUUACCACAAAUACCUGAUCGGCUUGCAGUUCUACAACGUCUUCCUUUUCUUCUGGUGUGCCAACUUUGUCACGGCUCUGGGACAGAUGACCCUGGCCGGGGCCUUUGCCUCAUACUAUUGGGCCUUUGUCAAGCCGGACGACAUGCCUGCCUUCCCAGUGUUUUCUUCCCUCGGGAGAUCUCUCAGGUAUCACACAGGAAGUCUGGCCUUCGGCUCCCUUAUCCUCUCAAUCAUUCAGAUCAUCAGGGUUCUGCUGGAGUAUCUUGACCACAAGCUGAAAGGAGCUGAAAAUAAGUGCACCAAGUUCCUGUUGUGCUGUCUGAAGUGCUGCUUCUGGUGUCUGGAGAAAUGCAUCAAGUUCCUAAACAGAAACGCUUACAUCAUGGUGGCGAUUUAUGGCAAAAACUUUUGCACCUCUGCCAGAGAUGCCUUCUUCCUCCUCAUGAGGAACCUGAUCAGGGUGGCCGUCUUGGACAAAGUGACAGAUUUCCUCUUGUUUUUGGGCAAACUGCUCAUCGUUGGGCUCGUGGGGAUCUUUGCCUUCUUCUUCUUCUCUGGGAGAGUGAAGGCCUUUGAGAAUACAGCACCCAAUCUCCACUACUACUGGGUGCCCAUCCUGACUGUGGUGGUUGGCUCUUACCUCAUUGCCCAUGGAUUCUUCAGUGUGUACGCCAUGUGUGUAGACACGCUGUUCCUCUGCUUCUGUGAAGACCUGGAGCGCAAUGACGGUUCAGCCGAAAGGCCUUAUUACAUGUCCUCGACUCUUCAUGAGAUUCUGUGGGAGAACAAGGCUGAGGAUCCAUCACCUUCUGCUCAGCAACAGGACGAUGGAGUCAUCAAGUCAAAACCAGAGCAGGCUCAUAACGAGUCCACAGCUUAGAGGAGUUUUUGGGGCAAAGACGUCCACUGAUAAAAUCCAUGUGCACUUUUUUUAAACUGUUACAGUUAAAGACUCGUAAACUGUGACAGGAAGGAGCUGCUUCUUUGUUGUUGCCCAUUGGGAAAUGGGCAACAACACAUAACCCGCUCAUGUCACAGAGGCGGGGUGUAGCACAGCUACAGGACACCAUGCCUUAAAGUAGCAGGGAUUCCUUUACUCACAGCUCAGUGGAGCUUUUUCUCAUCUGUACUUCAACACAAGGAAACAUGGGAAGAAUAUGUGUAUUAAGUAUUUGUUUUCUUAAUUGGCCAUUGGUUAAUUGGUUAGCAAAUGGUCAAUCAAGCAAGGAAUGAACACAUUAAAAUGUGCACAGGUAUAUUCAUGGGUAAUUUGUUGCAUGGUUAGACUGAACUGGUCGUCUCUCAUUGGAGGUGAUACGACUGAAUAAGUAGAACGUUUCUCUCGGUAACAGCCAGGUCUUUCUUCACUUUAAAUGACACGGUGCUUGAAAUGUCUGGAGUUGGUUCAUGGUAGUCUUGUUGGGAAAUAUUAAUGUCUGGAAACUGACAUUUCUAAACUCAGUUUUAGCCUUUCAAUAGUUCCUCCCACUGCCACUGGCCAACAGAAACUUGAAGCCGUUGAUGUGCCUAAUUUACAGCGUUAACGUUGGACUGUUUGCACCUUUUGAGCUAAAUUUGACAGUUACCUAAUAGUUUACAGUUCAUGCACUCAGAAUCAUCAGCUCUACUUCUUUAGUAGGCUGCACUAUGUUGCACACUGACUUCUGUUCGCACAGGUUUUGAUCUGUAUAAUAAAUACUGGUGAUUUCCUGAGGCUAGCUGCUUUGUAGUCUGUUUUUACUCUAAAUAAAUGUAGUUUUUCAUUCAGUAGCUCUUUACAAAGAAUGUGUAUGUGGCAGUAUUUGAGGCAACAAGUCUCCACUGCAAAAUGAAGGAAUUAAACUCUUGAAAUGGAUUCAUAUUGUUGGUGACUGGCUGAACUAUUGAUUAAAGCUUUUUACAUUUGUUGAA